GCUAUCGACGUCUACUUUUUCUCUUCUUCUUCUUCUUCUUCUUUCCUUCUUCCCUGUCGUAAAUCAUCUUAAACUCUCCAUCAAUCAUCAGUUUUUUCCAACAUGGCUAUCGCUGGCUCCAAGGUUCUUCUUCUCGGCUCCGGCUUCGUAACCAAGCCGACCGUCGAGGUCCUGAGCAAGGCCGACGUGCACGUCACAGUCGCCUGCCGCACGCUCGAAAGCGCCCAGAAGCUAAGCGCAGGGUUCAAGAACACCAGCGCGAUCUCGCUGGACGUGAAUGACGAUGCGGCGCUGGACAAGGCGAUGGAGCAGGUGGACGUGGUGAUCUCGCUGAUUCCGUACACGUUCCACGCGCAGGUGAUCAAGGCGGCGAUCCGAACGAAGAAGCACGUGGUGACGACCUCGUACGUGUCGCCGGCGAUGAUGGAGCUGGAUGCGGAGGCCAAGAAGGCGGGUAUCACGGUUAUGAAUGAGAUUGGGCUUGAUCCUGGAAUCGAUCACCUGUACGCCGUCAAGACGAUCUCCGAAGUCCACGCAGAAGGGGGCAAGAUCACGUCAUUUCUGAGCUACUGCGGCGGACUCCCGGCGCCGGAAUGCUCGAACAACCCGCUGGGGUACAAGUUCUCAUGGUCGUCGCGCGGAGUGCUACUAGCGCUGCGGAACGCGGCCAAGUUCUACCGGGACGGAGAGGAGUACAGCGUGGCGGGCCCGGAUCUGAUGGCGACGGCAAAGCCGUACUUCAUCUACCCGGGGUUCGCGUUCGUGGCGUACCCGAACCGGGACUCGACGCCGUACCGGGAGCGGUACGACAUCCCGGAGGCGCAGACGGUGAUCCGCGGCACGCUGCGGUACCAGGGAUUCCCGGAGAUGAUCAAGACGCUGGUCGACAUCGGAUUCCUGGAUGACACGGCGCAGGAGUACCUGCAGCCCGGCAGCAAGAUCGCCUGGAAGGACGCCACCCAGAAGAUCCUGGGCGCGACCUCCAACGCGGAGAAGGAUCUCGAGUGGGCGAUCGCCUCCAAGACCCAGUUCGCUAACAAUGAUGAGCGCAAUCGCAUCAUCUCCGGUCUGCGUUGGAUCGGUCUGUUCUCCGACGAGUUGACCCAGCCCCGUGGCAACCCGCUCGAUACCCUGUGCGCUACCCUCGAGCAGAAGAUGCAGUACGCCCCCGACGAGCGCGACCUCGUCAUGCUGCAGCACCGCUUCGAGAUCGAACACAAGGACGGCCAGAAGGAGACCCGCACCAGUACCCUGUGCGAGUACGGCGUUCCCGGCGGUUACUCCGCUAUGGCUAAGACCGUCGGUGUUCCCUGCGGUGUGGCCGUCAAGUUGGUCCUCGAUGGCACCAUUAACCAGAAGGGUGUCAUCGCUCCCAUGACCAUGGACAUCUGCACUCCGCUCAUCAAGGCCCUCAAAGAUGACUACGGUAUCGAGAUGAUCGAGAAGACUCUGUAAAUAGGCGGAGUCUGGUGUGCUACGAACUCAAUUUAUGAUGAAAAGGCCCCGGAGGCUUAGAUAAAGAAUGCUAGGUAGAGAAAAUCAACGUUUU
Molecule: messenger RNA, 1549 nt
Organism: Aspergillus homomorphus CBS 101889
Lineage: Eukaryota; Fungi; Ascomycota; Eurotiomycetes; Eurotiales; Aspergillaceae
Gene: lys9
Product: saccharopine dehydrogenase (NADP+, L-glutamate-forming)
Exons: 5
Coding region: 103-1455 (450 amino acids)
Cellular component (GO): cytoplasm
Molecular function (GO): saccharopine dehydrogenase activity
Source: RefSeq, a predicted model, not a curated record